Histoplasma capsulatum G186AR is the source of this 1122-nucleotide messenger RNA. RefSeq lists its product as uncharacterized. NCBI's taxonomy places the organism in Eukaryota, Fungi, Ascomycota, Eurotiomycetes, Onygenales, Ajellomycetaceae. The record is from RefSeq and is a predicted model, not a curated record. Gene Ontology annotation, biological process: lipid metabolic process. Bases 1 to 1122 code for a protein of 373 amino acids. The transcript has 2 exons.
AUGGCCAAACCAUUAGUCGACUGGUUUGUGCCUACUCCUGAGGGUCAAAGAGCGUUCAAGCAAGUAGGAAUCAAUCUGUUCCUCUGCAUUGCAUCACUGCUGGUGCCUGGUUUGCUGCUUUAUUCCUCACUCUAUGCGCUUGCUAAGCGCAAGACCAGGAGCUUCGAGAUUCUGAGCCUGUUGGCGAGUAUUGGAUUCAUUGCGAGUAGUUGCUUGAUGGUGUUGGAGUGCAAUAUGAUCCGGAGCCUGCAGCUUUUUGCCGUUGCGAUUGGAGUGAUGAAGGCGCUAGAUCUAUUCGCCCGUCGUCAUAACCCGCCGCAGUAUGCGCAUGAUCCAAUGCCAUCACACGGCUUGCUUGCUCUCCUCUACCUGACAGAAUUGCGGUACGAAUCUUUUACACCAAACACCACACGGCUCGGCCCCGCCCCAGCACCCAGUCUCUCAAAAGGGAAGAGUGAAAAUAGCUAUCGCAAUGGUCGGGGAAGUCCCAAGUCGAAGCAAUGGAAACCUCACUUUACCGAACAGGGCAAUCUCGUACUCCACGCCAUACUUUUUGCCAUUCUACAAACGUUCUUUCCACAAUCGAACCCUACAGUGGUUGCUUUGGAAGUUCUACUCGCCAUAUAUGUACUUUGGGAGAGCCUUCAGCUUCUACUCCGUUACCGCACCAGCCCUCCGUUGUUUGGACCUCUUUACACGGCAACUUCCUUGAGCACGUUCUGGAGUGAAACAUGGCACAGUGCUUUUGCCAGUCCCUGCCGCUCGCUCGCAUAUGAGCCGAUACGGUAUACUCUACCCGAACGAUACGGCGUGCCAGUGUCCAUAGCCAGGGCUCUUGGCGUGGUUGCGUCGUUUGGGCUGAUGGGGUUUUUCCACGUGUAUGGCCUGAAGCCUCUAUUACCCUUCGAUGCUCUCGCCCGGAUCUACGCUUUCUUUAUUCUGAAUGGUGUUGGGGCUGUUAUUGAGGAUGCGAUCUGGGGCAGGGAGACGCAUUGGGGGAAGACUAUUCUUGCCUGGGUGUUUGAGUUAGCUAUUGCCAGUUGGACUGUUGAGGGGCUGUCAGUCCCACGUGGUUUAAAGAACAUUCAAUGGACUACUAUUUGUGACGUUGGGGAAGUAUGA